CGCCAGCUACGAACCGGGGCAAAAGGUCAAUUUUAGGACAAAAGCUAAAUCCUUCGGGCGAAAUACCGAAAUGGGCUGUCUAUUAACAUGAAGCAGUACCCUAGCAACAGCCUCAAGCUGCAAGCAACUCAACCCACCAACUCCCAACCUAUCUUGUUGCCAUGGAAACUGAGCAAGAACGGAAAGGAUGGGACGAGGGGGCAGCAGAUACUGCAUGCGUCCUUGAUCUGAGCAUCAAACGACCAACGAGCCCCGAUUUUAAGAAUGACAUGGAUGGUAGGGACCUUGAUGCCAAAAAGGAGACACCUGCGCCGGACGAGCGUUCAUCCUGCCGUGCAGAGAUGUUGUCAUUGUUCAAAGGUACAGGACAGGAGAUUAUCAUUACCGGUAAGCAGGAAAUCUUGCCAACUGUGAAUAACAGUACAGCACAUGAAGAACAGUGUUCACCAGAUAGUGAUGAAGGAGGUGCAGUUGAGGCAUCUGCCUGUAAACUUGAAGGCACACUCAAGGAGAGUGCAGAGUGUAGAGACAGGGAUGGAAAUCUAUCAAGUGCAAUUCCAGAGGGUGCAGAAACGCUUGACCGUCUCCAUGCCACAUCUGCGUAUCCCUCCCCACCAGUUGGAGAAUCAGAUUCCCCUGCCCUGCCAAUGGAAGAGUCCACCUCACCUUGUAACCUCAAAGUAGAACCUCGUAGCCCGUCAUCGCAAUUAUUGAAUCAUGUGAGAAAUGACUUGCCUCUUCAAGAUUCCGCAUUUCCUGAUGUGGUGCCGAAGGGAAAACUGGAUGGCCUAACUUUACCCGCUGAAAGGACUUCCAACUCCGCAAUCGAAACAACGAGAAGCUCCCCUUCUUGUCCUGUUCCGAUGAGACCCUACAGCUCCAUGCUCCCCAUCCUAUCUGUACCAAAGGUUAGACUAAGACAGGAUAGGAGUGAUGGUAGAUCAUCUUGGACUCACAUACCAACAGACUCUACCACUCUGAGCGUAGGGGGGUACUUCCUAGACUCAAGUGGAGGGUCGACAUCUGGGGAGCAGAGUGGCAUGAAUGUGAUGGAUUACAGCAAUAAGACUCACUCAAUGUUAGCAGUAAGUGGAGGAGAUGACUUUGCUUCAAGACCCUCCCUCCUUCAGAUGGCUCUACAACAUGGUUCAACUCAAGUCAACUUGCCAGCCAACUCGCAGGAAAUACAUGUAGAAGAGCAAAGAGAACUGAGGCAUACAAGGAAUAGUGUAGGAACGUGCCCCACCUUGCCUAUCAACCCCAAGACCGUGGGAAAAGCCAAACCGCGUACCAAAGGCAGGGAGAAACGCUACUACCAGUGUGAACACUGUCACAUCAUCUAUGAGCAGCCCCGAAAGCUGGAACGUCACCGUCGAGAUCUCAUGGGCAAGGCAUCGUACCAGUGCUGUUACUGUGACAUGACAUUCCCAACGAUUGGCUGUCGGAGAUUCCACUCGCGUCUUCACGAGGAUAAGACAAUGCCGUGCCCGUAUUGCCCGAAGGUGUUCCAUGAGAAGCGCCGGUAUGAGGACCACGUCCGCUCCCAUACUGGCGAAGCGCCGUUUAUGUGUCAGGAGUGUGGUAACGUCUACCGUACACGAAGUGCGCUCCGUAUCCACAAGCGCACGCACGGUAACGAUAAGCCGUUGAAGUGCCGUUUUUGCCCGAAGCGUUUCAUCCGUAUCGGAGACGUCCAGGUCCAUGAACGGACUCACACGGGAGAGAAGCCCUACAAAUGCGGGAUCUGCGAGAGUUCCUUUGCAACCAGUAGUCAGGUCAAUCGUCACAGACGAACUCAUUCUGAAGAGCGCCCCCAUCAGUGCUCCUAUUGCAAUAAGACUUUCAAGAAUCCCGAUUAUCUAAUAACACAUGAAAAGAUGCACCUUGGCCACAAGCCCCACCACUGUAAGUACUGUCCCAAGCAGUUUCGUACACCGCGAGAGCUAGUUCACCAUGAACGUGUGCAUACUGGUGAGAAGCCCUUCGAGUGUCAGCAGUGCGGACAUCGCUUUUCUAAAAAGACUAACCUGAAGCAGCAUGAGCUGCAGCACACGGGCGUCAAAUCCUUCACAUGUUCCAAGUGUCCAAAGUCCUUCUACAGGAAGGCAUCCCUGAUGUGGCAUGAGAAGAUCCAUGAGAAUCGGGAGCGCUUCCUCUGUAAGGAAUGUGGCAAGCUGUUCUUCAAGGAGUCCUCUCGCGACAAGCACAUCCGGAAAGCUCAUGGUGCAGACGCGGGAGCUGCGGGAGGAGAAAGCGGGGAAGGGGAUGGUGAUGUCUUAGAGGAGGAGAAUGGUGGGGAGGUUGAUGGUGGUGAUGAGGCUGAAGGACAAGAGCCUGAAGGAGGAGAACAGUCCGAGCAGAGUACCCCUAACACUUCUCCCAAGGUGACGCAAGACAGGCGUACCCCGCCCAAAACUCCCGCCAACGAUGGAACUGAUAGCACCUGCGAAGACUGCGGGAAGACCUUUCUGGCCCGUAGGUCACUCCUGCGACACUACCGGGCAAUCCACAACCGCUACAUCUCCAGGAAUGGCGAAGGGGACUCUCCUGGGACCAAACCGAAGAAAUCGUUCGGCUGUAGACUCUGCUCCGAGACAUUCCUUACCGAUCAUCUACGUCAUGUCCAUGAAGGCACGCACACCAAUGCGUGCUUCACCUGCGAAACGUGCAACAAAACGUUCUCUACGCGCCAGCUUCUUGUGAAGCACCAGAAGAUCCACUCCGAUGUCAAGCCUCACGUUUGCGAAACCUGCGGGAGUGCCUUCACCAUCAAGUGGUACUUGAACCGACACAUCAACAUCGUGCAUUCCGACGUCUACAGCUAUCCCUGCACCAUCUGCGACAAGAAGUUCAAAGCCAAGACGGCUCUCAGCGUCCACAUGCAACUUCACAACGUUGAAGGUAAAGUGUACUCUUGUGAUCAAUGCGACGCAGAGUUUCACGUGAAGCGUUAUCUUGCGCGACACAAGCGGAAGUAUCACCGUGGUGGCAAAGAUGGUUCUAAGAGUUCUCGCCGUGGCAAGAGUAAGCAAAAGGAGGAGGAGGAGGAUGAUGAUGAUGAUGAUGCUAUGUAUGACUUUGAUGAUAACAUGGACGAUGAUUUUGAUCUCAUGACGGAUGACUCACAAGCUGUGUCGGGGGUCUUCCUGCGUCAGAUGCUCUCAAAGGGCUCCGAUCUGGAGGAUUUCAACAAACAAGCAAAACCAAUCAACAAUCAUGAUAACUUAGAAAACGAAAAUACCUUCAAUAAUCAUGAUCCUGGUAUUGACCACGAGCCUAAGAAUGACGGUGAUCAUGAAUUUGUAAAGGAAGACGGUUCGUCACUUGAACAGAUACCUAGGAACGAUCAAGACAUGGACCAUGAGGACAUUGCAAUGAGGGAAAUAUUACAUGAAAGCAGAUUAGGUCAAAGAACAGGUGAUAUUGCAAGUACCUCAAAAGAAAUGAAUUCUGAGGAUGGGUUUGACCUUAACGAUGAAGAAGAUGACGCUGAAGCAUUUGAUGAUGAUGAAGAUGAUGAAUAUGAUGGUGAUUUUACUCCCGAUGACAACCCAAUGUCAGAUUAUGUAUAACAAUUUGAAUAUUUUUAAUAGUAAAUCAUGUUUGAUACUUUGAACCUUAUCUUCAACAAGUCUACUUUCAAUGAUAGGAUGUAGAAGUGAAAUAGUGAAUUUUGUUUCAUACUUUUAACCCUACCUUCAACUAGUGAACUUUUAAUGAUGUGAUAUAGAAGUGAAAUAGUGAAUCAUGUUUGAUACUUUGAACCCUAACUUCAACAAGUCAACUUUUAUUGAUAGGAUAUAGCAGUCAAAUAGAAAAUCAUGUUUGAUACUUUGAACCCUAAUUUUAACAAAGGCACUUUUAAUGAAAGGAUAUAGAAGGUAAAUCUAACCUUGGUGCUAAAUUAUUCUGAAGGAAAAGUUGAAUAAAAGAUUUGUUAAAAAAAAAAGUAUAUUGUGAAAUGAAAGAUAAAGAAUGCCAAAAAAAUUGCUGACUUAUUAGUAUGAUAUCACUAAAAAUAACAAAUGUGUAUGUACAUUUAUGGGAAUGUAAAAUGAGCAAAAUACUGUGAUGGAAAAUUGAAUAGCAUUCACUCCAACACUCAAAGGGAAGCUAACAUUUGUCUAAGUUAUACUUUGGUGCAAAAGCUUUUCUUUUGUGCAGGACAAUAGUUUGAGAUACAGGUCCAUGUAUUAAGCACAGUCCAGGGGAAAGUUGCUUAGGAGAGAAAUGGAAAUUGUGGAUAAGUUGCAAGUGGAAAAUUUGGUCAUGUAUAUCACAAUCAGAUGACCAGUCAACUUAUUUCAGAUUCGUAUGGACUUUAAAGCCUGUCUGCACUAGUUUGGUCAGGGUGGUUAUCUCAUCAAGUCAGCUCUCAAUUAAAGCCUUGGUCACAAAUGCCAUAACGAACUGCUACGAACGCCGUACGAACCAUUUUCAGACAAUGGAAAUUCGGGAAGACAAUGGAAAAACGGAGUUUCGUACGAAACCAUCGUUCGUACAAACCUUUGUGACCGUAGCAUAACCUAAUAAAAGGGGGAUCAUGGGGGACGAACGGUACCGCUUAGGCAUUGUUUGCUAUAUAGAGGGUGCAAGUACAUGUAGCUACAAGUAGUGCCGUCCCACUUUAAUAGUGGUCUCAUGUUUCAAACAAUCAUAUAUUUCUAAUUGUUGAAAAUCACUGAUUUUAAUGUUAUCAGACUCUUUAACUUAUUGCAAAGGUUGGAUUACCCUAUUAGAUUGAGGUAUCUGAAUCACAAAAGCAUUUUCUUUAGCAAUUUGAUGUCUUAAAUAUUUUUAUUCAGAUGUUCAUACCGGUAUGCAAUUCAUUGGUGUUAUUUACAAGUUCAAUUAUGCAUUACAAAAUCAUAGAUGUAUAGAGCGGUUGGUUAGUAACAGAUAUCUGUAGCUAAUUUGUCUAUCAUGAAGUUUUUAAGUAGAUAGCAUGGCUCGGAACAUUUGAUAGAUCAUUAAAUAAUGUUGAGGUGCAAACCAUUUAUGAGUUCAGAUUGGGUUAAAUGAUGAAUUAUAUAAAAACUUACAAAUGUCUAAAUGUGACUGACCAAAGACACUAUGAAUCGAGAUCCAAUGAGCCCUAUUAGCACAUGUACAUGUAUACAUUAAAUAAAGAGGACUCUAUCCUUGUUAUACAGACUUGCUUUUGCUUUUGCAAAAAACUUGGAUGUUUUAAACGAUAUCUCAUGAAGCAUCAUAAGUUUUAAAAAAUGAAGAGAUUUAACCACUGUGGAUACAUUAUACAUCUGUUACUUUCUACAAAUUUUGUGUGACAUUUGGAAACCGAAUAUGUCCUGAUUGUUAUGUAUAAGCACCUCCACAAAGUCCCCUCUAGUGCCAUCUCAGGUCAGCUGUAGCAGUAUGGUCCCGUAACUCACUGCUUCCCUAGCUGUGCUGUUAGUUCUCACAUCAAGUCCACUAUCUGCGAAGUGGAAAUUAUGUAUGGGGUUAUGCACUGUUGGCAAGUUGACCUUGAGACGGCCCUGUGCAAUAAACAGUAUGCCAGGGCAGAAAGUUCAGUUCAGUAUUGUUUUAUUAGGGUUAUACUUACAUGUCUGUCCCCUUAGCAGUUAAUAAACUUACACUUCCACAUGUAUAAUACACUAAGAAAAGGGUGAGGAUUAACAUGUUCAUAUUUUAUUACAGAUUAGUCAAUGAAAUGUAUUUGAAUGUCUGAGAAUAACAAUCUGAACGAAUUAAUUAUACAUGUAGGUGGGUUAAAAUUUGAAAAAUGUACCACUGUGAGAUGCCGUCCCUUGCCAAGCACAUAACGUUGCGUAACAGUGUCUAUAGGUUUACUAAGUACAUUAUUAUGUACUUGUCAAAAUUUGAUUUAAUUAAUUAGUUCAUUGAUUACUGCAAUUGAUUUUAAAAGUGUCACUUUAAUUGAUGUUCAUCCUGAUCCAUGCCCCAGUAUGGAUAAGAAGUUAAAACAAACAUUUGUUUAUAGGUAAUAUCUAUGGACCUGCCCAUAUUACUGGUAACAUAUGGAUGAGCUAUCAUUGAUGAUAUACAGAUCGGGGGGGGGGGGGGGGCAUAGGUAUUCCUUGCCACCCCUAGAUAGCCCAAAAUUGAUGUUUAUUAUUCACGUUUGUACAGAAUAUUGAAUUUUACUGAAGAAAAAAUAUUUAA
Molecule: messenger RNA, 6147 nt
Organism: Strongylocentrotus purpuratus (purple sea urchin)
Lineage: Eukaryota; Metazoa; Echinodermata; Echinoidea; Camarodonta; Strongylocentrotidae
Product: zinc finger protein 546
Exons: 4
Coding region: 162-3572 (1136 amino acids)
Biological process (GO): regulation of transcription by RNA polymerase II
Cellular component (GO): nucleus
Molecular function (GO): RNA polymerase II transcription regulatory region sequence-specific DNA binding; DNA-binding transcription factor activity, RNA polymerase II-specific
Source: RefSeq, a predicted model, not a curated record